CCAGCCACAAAGCGCACACGGUCGCAAAGACCAUGUAGAGUCAGUCCGUGCAGCACCUGCGACUAUCGCUCUCGCAGUUUACCGCAUCUACCGUUACCGUGAAAACUUGCAGCAGUGAAAGCUCGUGGGGGUGAAAGAUAGCGUGCCGCGAAUAAGCGCGAUGCAAACCGGGCCCGUUUAGAGGAUUAAGAUUCAAGAUUAAGUAUUUGGAUGGCUUGCAAACGAAAGCGAAAAAAGCUUAAGAUACGACGUGUCUGAGGGAAGCUCCGAAACUUUGUGCCACUGCGCCAUUCAACAUGGCGUAGCGGCGUGAAAUAUCAGUGCAAUAGAGACAAAUUUUGAUGAGAGUAGCCAUGCGGUAGCGUGGGCUAAGUGAAAGCUUAGAGCAUUAGCCCGAUAAAUUUCGGCUCCAAAUUGGAGCGAAGGCGAAUUAAGCACUAUCAGAAGAACAACUCUGGCGUCCAUGGUGGUGAAUCCCGGCGAUGAUCGGGUACAAUCAACACAAUUCCGGCUACAACAAGCUAUUUACUCAGGGCUCGGCGGACUCAAACUACUCCCAGCCGAGCUCGGAUCUUUCGCUGGACGAGGAGAAAGAGAGCUUGCGACGCGAGAAGGAGAGGCAGGCCCUCAAUCAACUCGAAAAAGCCAGAUCGAAGCCAGUAGCGUUUGCAGUGCGGACUAACGUGAGCUAUGAUGGAUCCGUUGAUGAUGACUCACCUGUGCACGGAUCAGCCGUCAGCUUUGACGUUCGUGACUUUCUUCACAUCAAGGAGAAGUAUGAUAAUAACUGGUGGAUUGGCAGGCUCGUGAAAGAGAAUUGCGAUGUGGGAUUCAUCCCAUCACCUGUGAAGCUAGAGGCCUUAAGGUUGCAGGCGACCGCCGCGCGUGGUACGAAAGGACUCUACUCGACGCGAGGAGGGUCUUCAGGGAACCUAGGCGAGAGUGGUAUGCCCUCACGUGGUUCCACACCACCUACGCCAGGUGAUGACAGCGACAGUGUCGGGAACGUACGACCUGGCAAGUCAACCCUGACGACCCCACCCGCUAAGGAGAAGCGAAAGAACUUCUUCAAGAAGCCGUCCUACGAGACGACAACCCCCUAUGAUGUAGUACCUUCCAUGAGGCCCGUAGUGCUGGUAGGACCAUCGCUCAAAGGUUACCAAGUGACGGAUAUGAUGCAGAAGGCACUCUUCGAUUUUCUCAAACACCGUUUCGAAGGAAGAAUUAUUAUCACACGAGUAAUGGCGGAUAUAUCAUUAGCAAAAAGAUCCUUGCUGAACAAUCCAACUAAAAGGGCGAUUAUGGAGCGAACGUCUAGCAGGAGCAGUUGUUUAGCAGAAGUCCAACAAGAGAUUGAAAGAAUUUUUGAACUUGCCAGGACGCUACAGCUAGUCGUGUUGGACUGCGACACAAUAAACCAUCCGUCGCAGUUGAUGAAGACUAGCUUAGCACCCACGGUCGUUUACCUAAAAAUUUCUUCGCCAAAAGUUCUGCAAAGAUUGAUUAAGACCCGAGGAAAAUCCCAGAUACGUCAUCUUAAUGUACAAAUGGUGGCUGCCGAAAAGCUAGCACAGUGUCCGUUAGAGAUGUUCGAUGUUAUCCUAGACGAAAAUCAAUUAGAGGAAGCGUGCGAACACGUUGCCGAGUAUCUUGAAGCUUACUGGAGGGCGACGCAUCCUCCAGAUUUUUCCACGAUACCUCGCGCCGUGACAGCACCUGAUGCAUCAACGGAUACGUACCCUCAACGCGUGCCAUCAGGUGCUUCUCAUGAGACUUACUAUCAUCGAAGAGGAGCUAGAGAUGAGUCAACGAGAAGAUCACGAAUGGAUCGGAUUGAUCGAAGCGACCGCAUGGAUCACGAGUAUGGCGAGGAAGAACAUAGCAUCGAUUAUGGCAGUACUUUGAGACGUCGCAAACAGCACGACUCGAGUCUUAAUGCUAUUUAGGAGCUGGGGCCCCGGGGCCUGUCGCUUCAGCGCUGUCCCCAUCUGCGCACCACCGCCCUUUAGCGGGCUCGCCUCCCGGUAACGCUACCGAACGCUAGGAAGUGCGCAACGCUACCUCGCGAUAAGAUCGCUGCGCUCUGUUAGUGGGGCUGUUUCCUGUCGCGUUACUCUACGCCAGCGAUCGGCAUCAGAUGCAACUUUCAGCCAGAUUUUCGUGUCGACGCCCACUACUCUUCUGAAGAACUUCAAUACGCUACCACUCGCCAGCAGCGUGCACGUUAAUCCCGGAAAACAAUUUGCGCUUGCAUUUUUAUUCGCGCUGCCAACAAAAAAUAUAUAUAUAUAAAUUAAAAUAUAAGAUUUUAAUUGCUGCUUAAUUAGAGGACACGGUUUAGUUGCGACGUAACUGUUGGAAAAUUUUCUGGCAUGCUUUAAACAUGCAUUCUUAUCUUCCGAAAGCUCUUGCGUUUAUAAUGAUACACAUUUAUAUUAUACGCUGCUAUUAUUCCUUUUUACACUGCUGAAUACUUCGAUGACGUUCGCGAUUAAUUGUAUAAUUACAUUUUAUUAAUAAUGAACAACAAAGACGGUUUUCACCAUAAAACUUCUUCUACUUCUCUUUUUCUUCUUCUUCUUCUGAUAUGCUACUGAUCAUCAGAGUAGCGUGCAAGUGCUAUCAAAAUAUGUUCAUUCCGAUAAAUCUAAAUUGUUUAUCGUCAGGCUGCAAAGAAUCGAAAGCAAAAACGCUGUUAUUAUUGAACAAAUUCCAUUAGCACAUUACAAAUUCCACAAUUCGCACAUAUUAUCUAUUUAUAAAAGCAUAUCUUCAUCUUUGUACGUCGCGUCUUCGCCAAUUAAUGCCCCAAUCAAUAUCACGAACGUGUAUCACUCUGGCGACGUCAAUCACAAUUGCAUAGUUAUGCUAUAGUCAUUGAUCAUACCAACUACCAAACUAUUCUCACGCACAAAUACCAUCAAGUUGUACUUACCUGAUGACGUAUGCUUAAGGGCUCUGCUGUGUGUUAUGUAGAGGGAACAUGUCAACCGCUCAUUAUAACAAUUAAGCGUACUAUGCCAAAUGUAUCAAAUGCUCACCGUAAUAAUUACUGGCCACGACAAAGUGCACGCAUCGUUUUGAGAUGCACAUGAUAUCGUACAUAACAUCUUUUAUGCUACUUUAUACGAAAGGAAGAUAAUAUUAUGGAAUAAUACUAUAAAAGAAAAUACACACAUUUGACUGCAUUCGGUACUCCUCGUUAAAAUAUGCUACUCAAAGUCGUUCACGUAUUCAACCAAAUCGACACUAUGCAUUUUUCAUAUGAAGUAUUACAGAACUUAUUCUCGAACCUUUUUCGAAAGUUUCA
Molecule: messenger RNA, 3310 nt
Organism: Trachymyrmex cornetzi
Lineage: Eukaryota; Metazoa; Arthropoda; Insecta; Hymenoptera; Formicidae
Gene: Ca-beta
Product: Calcium channel protein beta subunit
Exons: 12
Coding region: 483-1946 (487 amino acids)
Biological process (GO): calcium ion transmembrane transport
Cellular component (GO): voltage-gated calcium channel complex
Molecular function (GO): protein binding; voltage-gated calcium channel activity
Source: RefSeq, a predicted model, not a curated record